AGUGGGUCUGUAUCUAAGGAGUCGCAGCGCCUGACUGCACGCGGUGCGUCGCCGUCACUCGGGUCCUAGGAGAAGUUAGCAGAGCCCUGGAGGCCCGGAGCAUCCGCGGUCACUAUGGCAACCCCAGACGCCUCGCGUUCCAGAGCAGCCGGUGGCGGAGUUGAGAGGCCUGGUGGGCCUGGGCCCGAGAGACCCCAGUGGCAUGAGGCGGCAGGAGGCGCUGGUGGGGACGGCAGGGACGGCAGCGGAGGCGGGCCGCGACGGGGAGCAGCCUAGGCCCCCAGGGCUGGGUCGUACUGGCGGCCCCCAAGAGCCCCGCCAACCAUGGAAGACAUUUUUAUACUGCGAGCCCCAUAAGAGAAUCAAGGAGGUUUUGGAAGAAGAACUUUCCAUCAAGAGGGAUGAGUGCCACGUGAAAAGCCCACCUGCAGUGGCCCUGGAUGGGAUUUGGAGCAUCAAGAGGAACCUGCCUGUGGGAGGCAUGAUGCCAGGACAGCAGAGCAGAAAUAGUUCACUCCCCCAAGCCAAGUACUACUCGAGGCAUGGAGGGCUGAGAAGAUGAGAUGGACACAUCCCUCCAUGGAGAUGGACCUGGAAUUCUCCUAAUGUCCAAAGACAGAAGAAUCUCGAGCUUGUUUCUUAAUUUAAGAUGUAUGCAAAAAAGUUUCUUACUCUGUAAUACCAAUAUAUAAAUCAGUCCAAAGCCAUAAAAUACUAUUGGGAAAAUGUGCUAAGAAAAAUAUACUUGUUUUUAGAUUUCACAGUUGCGAUGUAUUAGGCGUCUGUUCAGCGU
Molecule: messenger RNA, 793 nt
Organism: Alexandromys fortis (reed vole)
Lineage: Eukaryota; Metazoa; Chordata; Mammalia; Rodentia; Cricetidae
Gene: CUNH11orf97
Product: chromosome unknown C11orf97 homolog
Exons: 4
Coding region: 203-562 (119 amino acids)
Cellular component (GO): ciliary base
Source: RefSeq, a predicted model, not a curated record